AUGUCCACCUCGGCAUCUACCUCGAUGCCCAAGUGGUACAAGCCCGAGCCUUCGGUUGAGGAGCCCGUCCUUCGCGUCUUCAACUCGCUCACCCGCUCCAAGGAUGUCUUCAUCCCCUCUCGUGGCCGCCAGGUCGACUGGUACAACUGUGGGCCGACCGUGUACGAUGCUACCCACAUGGGACACGCACGCAACUACCUCACGCAAGAUAUUGUGCGCCGCAUCCUCCGCGACUACUUCAACUACGACGUCAACUUCGUCAUGAACAUCACGGACAUUGACGACAAAAUCAUCAUGCGCGCACGCGAGGGAUAUCUACUCGACGAGACUAUCCAGCAGAAUCCCAAGCUCUCGCCUGAACUGGUCACGGAGGCGCGCGAGGCGUUCGCGCAGUACCUUCCCAAACUCGUCAAGAACCUUCCCUCGCCGGUCGAGAGUGGUAGCAACGAUGCACUCACGCAGUUCGGUGCCAUCGAGAAGAAGGCCGCAAGCGACGCAGCGUUUGUCGCCGCCGGUACCGAGAAGGAGGAGAAGUUCGCACUGUACAUUGCUUCGCUGGGCAAGGCGCGCGAUGCCAUCGUCGCGGCUGAGAAGGGGCAGGGAUCCACCAAGGACCUCGUGGAUGGCACGGCGGACGUCCUCGGCCCAUACCUUGGCGCGUCCAAGGGUGCGUCGAUUCCCAACCUCGUUGACGUGUCGCGCGCACUUGCAUCCAAGUGGGAGAAGUCGUUCUUCGACGACAUGAAGCGCCUACGCGUUCUGUCCCCCGAUCUCGUGACCCGCGUGUCCGAGUAUGUGCCCGAAAUUGUCACGUUCAUCCAGAAGAUUAUCGACAACGGCUUCGCGUACGAGUCUGAAGGGAACGUUUGGUUCAACGUCGACAAGUUUGAGGGCGCGGAGGGCGACGGGUUCCGCCACGAGUACGCCAAGCUUCAGCCGUCGGCCAAGGGCAACCGCAAGCUGCUGGACGAGGGCGAGGGUGCGCUCACGGGAUCGCGCGGCAAGCAGUCGUCAGCCGACUUUGCGCUGUGGAAGGCGUACAAGCCCGGAGAACCGGCGUGGCCGUCGCCGUGGGGUGAGGGCCGUCCAGGCUGGCACAUCGAGUGCUCGGUCAUGGCGUCGGCCGUGCUCGGCGACGGUAUGGACAUCCACUCGGGUGGUGUCGACCUCAUGUUCCCGCACCACGAUAACGAGCUCGCCCAGUCCGAGGCUGCCCUUGGCUGCAAGCAGUGGGUCAACUACUUCCUGCACACGGGGCAUCUGCACAUUGAGGGUCUCAAGAUGUCCAAGUCGCUCAAGAACUUUAUCUCGAUUGACGAGGCACUCAGGGAUUACAGCGCGCGCCAGUUGCGCCUGGCGUUCAUGCUCCAGACCUGGAACAGCCGCAUGGACUUCAGGCGAGACCUCGUGUUGGACGUCAAGACCAAGGAGGAGUCGUUUGACAAGUUCUUCGCCAACGUCAAGGCGCGUAUCUCGGAGACGGCUGCGCGCUUCGGUGACGGCGACGACUCAGACGGCAAGCACCACUUUGACGAGCUUGAAAAGAAACUCUUCGCCGACUUCCACAAGGCGCAGUACGACUUCCGCGUCGCCCUCUGCGACUCGUUCAACACGUCGCAGGCGAUCAACGUUCUCCUGGAUCUGGUCAGCGCCGUCAACGUGUACUUCCGCGCCCGCGGCGCCGACUACAACAUCCAGCCGAUUCGUACGAUCGCGCAGUGGAUCACGCGCAUGCUCAACAUGUUUGGGCUGGGUGAGGGACCCGCGGUUGCAUCGGCCAGCGCGAUUGGGUGGGGCAAGGAGGGUGACUCUGGCGCGGGUGCGGACCUCGAAGCCCAGCUGGACAAGUACAUCCGUGCGCUCGCGUCCUUCCGUGAUGAUGUGCGUCGCCUCGCCAUCCAGGGCAAGGACAACGCUGCCCUCUCAAAGGACAUCCUGACCCUCUGCGACACGUUCCGCGACGACGACCUGGUCGAGCUCGGCGUCCAGCUCGAAGACGGACAAGGGAAGGACGGCGCUGCGCUGUACAAGCUCGUCGACCCUUCUGUGCUCCGCGCUGCGAGGGAGGAGAAGGCUAAGGCCGCUGCCGACAAGAUCGCGAAGAAGGAGGCGGCGCGGAAGGCUGAAGAGGCCAAGCGCCUCGCUCAGCUUGAGAAGGGCCGCGUCUCGCCGGUUGACAUGUUCAAGCCCCCCAACGUGGCUGAGGGAACUUGGACCAAGUGGGACGAGGCGGGCGUGCCAACUCACGAUGGGCAGGGUGUCGAGGUUUCCAAGGGCCAGAGCAAGACGUUUGCCAAGGAGCGCAAGGUGCAGGAGAAGCUGCAUGAGGCGUUCAACGCGUGGCAGAAGGAGCAGGCAUAG
This is a messenger RNA of Cutaneotrichosporon cavernicola, 2361 nucleotides long. RefSeq lists its product as uncharacterized. Gene Ontology annotation, cellular component: cytoplasm. Gene Ontology annotation, biological process: cysteinyl-tRNA aminoacylation. Gene Ontology annotation, molecular function: ATP binding; cysteine-tRNA ligase activity. The coding region runs from base 1 to 2361 and encodes 786 amino acids. The transcript has 3 exons. NCBI's taxonomy places the organism in Eukaryota, Fungi, Basidiomycota, Tremellomycetes, Trichosporonales, Trichosporonaceae. The record is from RefSeq and is a predicted model, not a curated record.